This is a messenger RNA of Ziziphus jujuba (common jujube), 596 nucleotides long. RefSeq lists its product as uncharacterized. The coding region runs from base 44 to 436 and encodes 130 amino acids. NCBI's taxonomy places the organism in Eukaryota, Viridiplantae, Streptophyta, Magnoliopsida, Rosales, Rhamnaceae. The transcript has a single exon. The record is from RefSeq and is a predicted model, not a curated record.
GGAAAGAAAGAAAAAGAAAACCAUAUUAUAUACAGCAGCCACCAUGACCAAAAUGAAGACUUGGAGUUUUUCAUGGGUUCUUGUUCUAAUUGCAUCUUCUUUGUUCAUCACAAUUUCAGGUGCAACUACAGUCCAUAUUCUAAAUUCCAUGCCAAAGAACUCAGGGCAGGUGAACAUCCAUUGUGAGUCAAAGAAUAUCGAUCUGGGUUUGCGUGUUCUCGAAGAAGGCAAAGAUUAUAAUUGGCCUGUUGAAGAAAACGCUGUGUAUUACUGUGAAGCUGUAAGACCUCCAAGGAAUAUUGCAUCAUGGCAUGCAUUUGAGCCUGAGAGAGAUGUUGGUCAUGAUUCAGUCUUUUGGCUUGUUAAAGAAGAUGGCUUUUUUCUUAGCUGGGAUAAUGCUACUUGGGUUAAGGAAGCUGAUUGGGAAACUGAGUAAUUGAUAUUAAUGUUUUAAAUAGAAUCACAGAAUGAAUAGAUAAUUUUCACCAUUUUCUUCAAAUAAGUGAAGGUGGAUUAUGCAUAAUAAAUCCAAUUUCCUUUAAUUUCGGGGCUAGAAAUUUGGAAUGUAGGAUCGAUAUUGUCUACACUAUCUUGAG